This is a messenger RNA of Odocoileus virginianus texanus, 1001 nucleotides long. NCBI's taxonomy places the organism in Eukaryota, Metazoa, Chordata, Mammalia, Artiodactyla, Cervidae. The record is from RefSeq and is a predicted model, not a curated record.
GUUUCACAGCAGCAGCCUCCCUGGUAUCCCUGGCUUGGGCCUUGGCCUCCUACCAGAAGGCCCUCCGGGACUCUCGCGAUGACAAGAAGCCCAUCAGCUACAUGGCCGUGGUCAUCCAGUUCUGCUGGCACUUCUUCACCAUCGCGGCCAGGGUCAUCACCUUUGCCCUCUUUGCCUCGGUUUUCCAGCUCUACUUUGGGAUCUUCAUUGUCCUUCACUGGUGCAUCAUGACCUUCUGGAUCGUCCACUGUGAGACGGAGUUCUGCAUCACCAAGUGGGAGGAGAUCGUGUUCGACAUGGUGGUGGGGAUUAUCUACAUCUUCAGCUGGUUCAAUGUCAAGGAAGGCAGGACACGCUGCAGGCUCUUCAUUUACUAUUUCGUGAUCCUUCUGGAAAACACAGCCUUGAGUGCCCUCUGGUACCUCUACAAGGCUCCCCAGAUCGCGGAUGCAUUUGCCAUCCCGGCGCUGUGCGUGGUCUUCAGCAGCUUCUUAACCGGCGUGGUUUUUAUGCUGAUGUAUUAUGCCUUCUUUCAUCCCAACGGACCCCGAUUCGGGCAGUCACCAAGCUGUGCUUGCGAGGACCCUUCUGCUGCCUUCACUCUGCCUCCAGACGUGGCCACGAGCACCUUGCGGUCCAUCUCCAACAACCGCAGUGUCGCCGGCGACCGCGACCAGAAAUUCACAGAGCGAGAUGGGUGUGUCCCUGUCUUUCAGGUGAGGCCCACGGCCCCAUCCACCCCAUCCUCUCGCCCACCACGGAUUGAAGAGUCCGUCAUUAAGAUUGACCUGUUCAGGAAUAGGUACCCAGCGUGGGAGAGACACGUUUUGGACCGAAGCCUCCGAAAGGCCAUCUUAGCCUUUGAAUGUUCGCCGUCUCCUCCGAGGCUGCAAUACAAAGACGAUGCUCUCAUUCAGGAGCGGCUGGAGUAUGAGACCACUUUAUAAAACAGAGGACUUGGAGGAGCCACGACCUCCAGACAGAGGGGUGACCGCAGGGCU